AGGAGAAUUUUAUUAAAAUGAAAUUUAAGGACAAGGUACAUAUUAAUGGUUUGAUGGAAGAGUCUAUAUUGGAUAAUGGAAAAAUAAUUAAAUGAAUGGAAUGGGGCUGUUAAAAUUGUCUGAUGGCAAAACUUACAAAGGAGUAAGUAAUCAAGAAUUUUAAAUUAUUUAGGAAUAUGAUAAUGAUAAAAAACAUGGAAAAGGUGUGUUUAAAUGGGAAGAUGGUCGCAAAUAUGCUGGAUGUUGGAAAUAAAAUAAAUAGCAUGGAAUUGGUAUCUAUUUAUCAAAUCAGAAUGUGGAAAAGAUAGGUUAUUGGGAAGAAGGAGUGAGAAUUAAAUGGUAUGAAGAAAAAGAAAUUAGAUUAUUAGAACAAUAAGGUAUAUUAGAUGAGUUUAGAAACCUAUGA
Paramecium sonneborni is the source of this 406-nucleotide messenger RNA. NCBI's taxonomy places the organism in Eukaryota, Ciliophora, Oligohymenophorea, Peniculida, Parameciidae. The record is from the annotation of a GenBank genome assembly.